CGCGCCUAAUCCAGUUUAAAUUGAUAUUCUUUUAAAGUCCAAAGUGCUUUAAAUAGCCGAACUUUUCUAGAAGCUAAGUGUCACUUGAUUAGUCUUGGCUGCCUCGUUAAGUGGUUUUUGCUAAUCAAGGUUCUCGAACUGAUUUUGUUAAAUAACCGUAGUGUUACUGCAAGAUUGUUAUGGCAUUUGCCUCGCCACUGCCAAUGCUCAUUUCCAACUAAUCCGUCAGAUCAUCAUAUAAUACUCACUGCUCAAUUAGUUGCACGGCGGCGCUGAUGAAAUUUCGACAUAGUAACGGCGCUGAUGAAUCCCCCAAGCGGUGUUUGAAUCACAAAUUCCAUUCGCGUUUCUGAAGACAAGUUUAGCUGAGUCCCAUUAGGACGGAUUUCAAGGAAGCAUCACAUUCUCAAAAUGAAGGCCCUUAUUCUUGUCGGAGGCUUUGGCACCCGCCUGAGGCCGUUGACCCUGAGUGUACCUAAGCCGCUUGUUGAAUUUGCCAACAAACCUAUGAUUCUGCACCAGAUUGAGGCACUUAAAGACGUUGGGGUGACUGAAGUGGUUCUUGCUAUUAACUACCGGCCUGAGGUGAUGCUGAAUUUUUUGAAUCAAAGCUUGGGAUCAAGAUUACUUGUUCGCAAGAGAUUGAACCGCUUGGGACCGGGGGUCCCCUUGCCCUGGCCAGCGACAAACUGGUGGAUGAGUCUGGUGAGCCGUUUUUUGUUCUUAACAGUGAUGUCAUCAGUGAAUACCCUUUCAAAGAGAUGAUUGAAUUUCACAAGGCACAUGGAGGUUGAUGAACCUUCAAAGUAUGGUGUUGUUAUCAUGGAAGAUUCAACCGACCAAGUGGACAGAUUCGUGGAGAAGCCAAAAACAUUCGUUGGCAAUAUGAUCAAUGCUGGGAUUUAUCUUCUCAACCCUUCGGUGUUAGACCGGAUUGAAUUAAAACCCACCUCGAUCGAGAAGGAGGUGUUUCCAAAAAUUGCAGCAGAGAAAAAGCUCUUUGCCAUGGUCCUUCCGGGCUUCUGGAUGGACAUCGGGCAACCCAAGGAUUACAUCACCGGGCUGAGACUCUACCUGGACACCCUGAGGAAGAAAUCCUCAUCCAAAUUGGCUUUCGGGCCCCACAUUGUCGGAAACGUGAUUGUCGAUGAGACUGCAAAAGUCGGGGAGGGGUGUUUGAUUGGGCCGGGCUGCAGCAUUGAGGCUGGGGUCAGGCUGUCCCGCUGCACCGUCAUGCGUGGGGUCCGCAUCAAGAAGCACGCUUGCAUUUCAAGCAGCAUCAUCGGGUGGCACUCCACGGUGGGGCAGUGGGCCCGCGUGGAGAACAUGACCAUCCUCGGGGAGGACGUUCAUGUCUGCGAUGAGAUAUACAGUAAUGGGGGUGUGGUCUUGCCACACAAGGAGAUCAAAUCCAGCAUAUUGAAGCCAGAGAUAGUUAUGUGAGUAAUGUGACAGACAAGAUGUGUUUUUGUUCCGUAAUGUGGAUGUCUCUUUCUUUCUUUUCUUCUUUUAAAUGUAAUUUCCUUUCCCUGUUUUUUGCUUUCAUUUUUACAAGUGUAAAAGUUUGUUUGGAAAGUUGUAUUUGAGUUUGUGUAUGAUAGGCUUUGGUUUUACAAUGUACAUACACAAUGCUGUCCAUCUUUAAUCUCCCUAAUAAGUUCACUUGCAAAUA
This is a messenger RNA of Cuscuta campestris, 1672 nucleotides long. The record is from the annotation of a GenBank genome assembly. NCBI's taxonomy places the organism in Eukaryota, Viridiplantae, Streptophyta, Magnoliopsida, Solanales, Convolvulaceae.